CUUCUUCUUUACCCCUUCAAAUCCACUCUGUUCUCUCUCACGUUAGAAACUCUGUGUGUGUGUGUGUGUAUGUGUGUGUGUGUUUUGUUCUUCAGGUCUGGAUCAGUUCUGCAGGUUUGAUCAGUCUGAUCCCUGUUACGCAUCUCUGGGAGACAAACUCAAUCUGCUGAUGGUGCUGGACGCUAGUAAAUAUUACCUGAAGAUACAAAAGGGAAUAAACAGCAAUCAAGAUGAUCCAGUUUGUAGAGUAAAGAAUGACAGGAUGAGGAUGAAUGAAUGUGAUCUUUAUAAUAACAGAACUGAAGUGACAGUCAUUAAUGGGACUCUGAUAAUAAACCGUGUGAUCAGAGCAGAUUCAGGGAAUUACAGAUUAACACUCACUGACUCAGACGGCAGAGAAACAUCUAGAUAUCUUCAGGUCAUUGUUGAAGGUCUGGAAUGGUUCUGCUGGUUUGAUCAAUCAAAUCCCUGUUACGCAGCUCUGGAACACAAACUCUAUCUGCUGGUGGUGCUGGACGCAAGUGAAUAUGACCUGAAGAUAAAGAGAAGCAGAACAGACAAUAAUCCAGUUUGUAGAGUAGAAUAUAGCAGCAAGAAGGAAUGUGAUCUUUAUAAUAACAGAACUGAAGUGACAGUCAUUAAUGGGACUCUGAUAAUAAACCGUGUGAUCAGAGCAGAUUCAGGGAAUUACACAUUAACACUCGAUAGCUCAGACGACACAGAAACAUCUAGAGAUCUUCAAGUGAUUGUUGAAGCUCCUAUUGGCUCAGUGGAAGUGUCAAUCAUCUGCUCCUCCAGUGGGGUGAUGAGGGUGUUCUGCUCCUCUGAGGGGGAUCAGCUCCUCUACAGCUGGACUCUGAAUGGAGAUCCACUGAUGGAUGGAAACAGCAGCAUUGUUCUGGAUGAGGGAACUGAUGGAAACAUCAGCUGCAGCGUGAAGAACCACGUCAGUCACGCACAGAAGACCAUUAGACUCGAACCCUGUCCUGCUGUGUCUGUGGUGUUUGUGCUGGUCUGGUGUUUCCAGCUGAUGGUUCUGUUGGGUCUGUUAGGAGCUUUUCACAUCUACAUGAGACACAGGAGAGAAACAGGAAGAUCAGAAAGUGAGGAAGAGAAGAUUUAGAGAAGGACAUGAACACACAGCAGAAGAUUCAUGAGAGCAGAUCAUCACAUCUAUGAGAAACAACUUCAUAAUCUCACAGAUUCUCACAUUAAUUCAGCUUUCAGCUGUUGAAUAAAACCACGAGAAGAAGCUUAUAAAAUCGACACUGAUCUUUACAUGUGUUUAGUUCUUGUAGAAUAUGUUGAUAUGUUUCUGGACUUUGUAAGCAUUAUUUCUGUCAGGUCUGAAUAAGCUGCUCAUUAUCAGUUUUAGUUAUGAAGUUCUUUUUUUACUAUUAUUGUUUUUACAUUUGUAUUUGCAUCAGUUUUAUUUAUUAGUCUUUAUGCUUUGAAUGAACUAGCAGUAUUUUUAUUUUAUUACAUGAAACACCUUUUGUUCAUUCAUGACAAAACUCUUCUGGCAGAUUGUGAAGUUAUUCUGUGUUUGUUUUCCACAUCUGGAAUCAUUUCACAUUUCUGUUCUUGCUCUUUUACUUUUUCUCUGUUGGUUUCAGUUGAUUUCUUUUAAUUUAUAUUUUUUAUUUAUUUAUAUGUUUUAUACAAUAAAAACAG
Messenger RNA from Onychostoma macrolepis, 1674 nucleotides. RefSeq lists its product as uncharacterized. NCBI's taxonomy places the organism in Eukaryota, Metazoa, Chordata, Actinopteri, Cypriniformes, Cyprinidae. The record is from RefSeq and is a predicted model, not a curated record. The transcript has 5 exons. Bases 170 to 1123 code for a protein of 317 amino acids.